AAUAAUAAAAAUAACUAAAACAUGAUAAAAGAUAAUCGAGAAUCAUUAUAAUUUUAAUCUGGAUAAAAAAAAUGGAGACAUCGCUGCGAUAUGGAGGAGAUUCCAAAGCACUAAAAAUCCACGCCAAGGAAAAACUUCGAAUCGACACCAACACCUUCUUCCAGGUUCGUGGAGGGCUUGACACAAAAACUGGACAACCGAGUUCUGGAAGUGCGCUCAUUAGACAUUUUUAUCCCAAUUUUUCAGCAACGCUUGGGGUUGGUGUGCGGUAUGAUAAACAAGAUUCUGUAGGAGUGAGAUAUGCUAAGAAUGAUAAGUUACGGUAUACUGUACUUGCUAAGAAGACGUUUCCUGUGACAAAUGAUGGUCUUGUUAACUUCAAAAUUAAAGGAGGAUGUGAUGUUGACCAAGAUUUUAAAGAGUGGAAAUCUAGAGGAGGGGCUGAGUUUUCGUGGAACGUAUUCAAUUUUCAGAAGGAUCAAGAUGUUAGACUCAGAAUUGGUUAUGAAGCUUUUGAACAGGUUCCUUAUCUGCAGAUUAGGGAGAAUAAUUGGACAUUUAAUGCAGAUUACAAAGGUAGAUGGAAUGUGAGAUAUGACUUGUGAGAAUAGAAAAGCACUUAUUGGGUUGACAUGUUUUGCUUGUCAUUUUUUGAUUCACAUGUUCUAUUUCUCACCCUGAAUUCUAAGUCUAAUCCAAGAGGAAGGACCAUGCAUACAUUUUAAAUUUUGUUCAUUGAAGUGAAGUACAGUAAUGUUUAAAAUAAAUUUCAUGAUUUAAUAUUUAAUUUUAUAGUUUGUAUUAGAGUUCUUAGCAGAAUUUUGGCUCUAAUCAGAUUUAUUUAUGUACCAGUUAAACUAUGUAAACUAGAUUAAGUGCAUCAAAUUUUUUCUUGAAGUUCA
Messenger RNA from Lathyrus oleraceus (garden pea), 902 nucleotides. Lineage: Eukaryota; Viridiplantae; Streptophyta; Magnoliopsida; Fabales; Fabaceae. The record is from RefSeq and is a predicted model, not a curated record.